Molecule: messenger RNA, 783 nt
Organism: Parasteatoda tepidariorum (common house spider)
Lineage: Eukaryota; Metazoa; Arthropoda; Arachnida; Araneae; Theridiidae
Source: RefSeq, a predicted model, not a curated record
UUAUAAAAUGUUGGCAACACUUAACAAUGUGUUUCCAUGACAACAAGUCGUAUCUCCAUGAAAGAUACAUAGACUUUUGUAAAUAUCGUAAUCAUCGUGAUUGUUAGAAACUGUUGUCAUUGAAAUGUGUUAAUAAAAAGUAUCAAAAUGUACAAAGUGAAGCUAUUAGUUGUUGGUCCAUGUGAGUGUGGAAAAACUGUGAUAUCAAAUUUUCUUGCUGAUGCUACAGAAACUAUAUCCAAUGAAUAUUCUCCCACACAAGGAGUCAGAAUUCUUGAAUUUGAAAGUGACAAUUUAAACAUCAAUGGAAGAAUUGGAAAAGCUGAAGUUGAAUUAUGGGACUGCAGUGGAGACACUAAGUUCGUUUCAUUGGGUUCCAAAGGGUGUGUCAUAGCCCUCUUGUAUUCUAUAAUAAUGACAAUCCCUUUCUUUUUCAGGUAUGCAAAUUUUGUUCAAACACAAGGAUUGAAAGAUAGUCAAUGUAUUGUGUUCUGUCACAGAAAACCCAAUACACAUGACACACGUUCUUCAGAACUUUCUAGUCUCUUCUCGAGGAUCACGUGGGUACAGACGAACAUCGAGGAGAAUGGAAACUCCCUUCGCCGAGAGUUCAACAGCUUCCUGCAGAGACUCCUCAGCAACAUCAGUGAGAGACGAGACCAGGAAGAGCUUAGCAUCCUCAACCAACAACACUAAAAACAUAUAACAAUUUGUUGCUUUGUAAAUAGGAAUCCUUGUUUUGAAUUGCAUUUUGAAACUCACAAAUACGAUUUUUUUCUUCUU